Molecule: messenger RNA, 2139 nt
Organism: Salvia hispanica
Lineage: Eukaryota; Viridiplantae; Streptophyta; Magnoliopsida; Lamiales; Lamiaceae
Product: putative methyltransferase PMT23
Cellular component (GO): cytoplasm; trans-Golgi network; endosome
Molecular function (GO): methyltransferase activity
Source: RefSeq, a predicted model, not a curated record
GUGAUGCUUCUCCAUGGCGGGUCCUCAUUGAUUGAAUUUGAUCAAGAAAAGCGAUAUAAAGAUUUGUUCUUGCCAUGCUAUACUGUAAUUUCUGAGUGAUAAGAGUAAUGUCAUCCGCAUUUUGAAAUGACAGUUCAGAUCUUUGGCUCUCUUUAGAAAAUCCAAUCAAGAUCUGAUCCAUCUCCAUAUUCAAUUGGAAGAUGGCGGCGUUAUCAGUCCCGAGCAUCUUGAAAGAGAAGAAAUUCCCCUUCGUAUUCGCCUUCUUCCUCUUGCUCAUACUCGUCACAUUCCUCCUCAUCUCCAACUCUCACUCCCCAAUCCCCAUCGCCACCAAUCUCGCCGGCUCCAUCUCCGCCGCCACUCCAGUGCCCCUCUCCUCUUCCGCCGCCGCGUCUCCUGAAAUCCCGGCCGCCGCCGCCCCGCCUCCUCCGGUUGGCGGCCGUGUUGAUUAUCAGGAUGUGGAGUGGGAGCUGUGCAAGGGGGUGGAUGUGGAUUUCAUACCCUGCUUGGAUAAUUGGAAGGCCAUCAAGGAGCUGCAGUCCCGGCGGCAUAAGGAGCACCGCGAGCGGCAUUGCCCCGACACGCCGCCGCGGUGCUUGGUUCCUCUCCCCCAAGGCUACAAAGCUCCGGUUGCUUGGCCCAAGAGCAGGGAUAUGAUAUGGUACAACAAUGUUCCACAUCCCAAACUUGUCGAAUACAAGAAGGAUCAGCGGUGGGUGGUCAAAUACGGGAACUAUUUUGUUUUUCCUGGCGGUGGUACACAAUUUAAGAACGGUGUCAAGCAUUACAUUACAACUAUUGAAAAGAUGUUACCAGAAAUUGGAUUUGGGAAGAAGACAAGGAUAGUUUUAGAUGUUGGCUGUGGUGUAGCUAGCUUUGGUGGUGCUUUGCUGGAUAGAGAUGUCAUGACUAUGUCAUUUGCCCCGAAGGAUGAACAUGAGGCUCAAAUUCAGUUUGCUCUUGAACGGGGAAUUCCAGCUUAUCUCUCAGUCAUUGGAACGCAAAAGCUGACAUUUCCUGAUAAUUCUUAUGAUGUAGUCCACUGUGCAAGGUGCCGGGUUCAUUGGGAUGGAGAUGGUGGACAACCGUUACUGGAACUAAACAGAAUUCUUAGGCCCGGAGGGUAUUUUAUAUGGUCGGCCACACCAGUCUAUAGAAAGGAUGAUAGACACAAGAGUAUCUGGCAAUCUAUGGUAACCCUGACAAAGUCAAUAUGCUGGAGUGAAGUGGCAAAAAUAUCUGCUGUUGGUGCUAAUGAUGUUGGACUAGUUAUAUACCAAAAGCCCAUUACAUCUUCCUGCUACAAGAGUCGCAAGGAGCAGAAUCCACCUCUCUGUGAUCAGAGUAGGUCCAACAGUUCAUGGUACAUGCCUCUGGACAGUUGCCUAGUGCCACUUGCGGAUGAGUCCUACACUUGGCCUUCACCUUGGCCACAGAGGCUCAAAGAAAAACCUCGAGCCCUCUCCGAGCCAGACGCUGAAGUAAGCUAUAGAGAUGACAGCACUCACUGGUCUGCACUUGUCUCUGAGGUUUAUCUUGGAGGCCUCGGUAUAAACUGGUCAAAGUUGAGAAAUGUUAUGGAUAUGAACGCACGCCAUGGAGGGUUUGCUGCUGCACUCGUUAAUCUACCUAUAUGGGUAAUGAAUGUCGUACCCAUUCAGGAAGCAGAUACUUUACCAGUCAUCUAUGAUCGAGGGCUGAUUGGUGUUUAUCAUGAUUGGUGCGAGUCAUUCAAUACAUACCCGCGAACGUACGAUCUUCUGCACUCGAGUUUCCUCUUUGCAAAUUUGAGUAAGAGGUGCGAUAUAAUUGAAGUAGCUGCAGAGAUGGAUCGUAUAUUGAGACCCGACGGGUACCUGUUGGUUCAAGACACCGUGGAAAUGCUUAACAAGAUUGGCCCCAUUCUGAAAUCCCUUCACUGGGAUGUAAAUUUACAUCAAGAUCAGUUUCUUGUUGGCAAGAAAGGUUUCUGGAGGCCGGGUACAUAAGCUAGACCCUUACCACAAUCUACUAUGUAUAAUAUUUUCUUCAAGGACAAAAAAUGUUCUAUUCACAUUGCUUACAAAAUAAUAUAGGUAUUUUGGAGUAUACUGUAUUGUUGGAAAGGCUUUUUAUAGUAACAGAGUUGGAAAGAGAUCA